This is a messenger RNA of Prorocentrum cordatum, 966 nucleotides long. The record is from the annotation of a GenBank genome assembly. NCBI's taxonomy places the organism in Eukaryota, Dinophyceae, Prorocentrales, Prorocentraceae.
GAGUGCCACGGCUCGCAGGCUGAGCUGGAGACCAUGCUGGCGCGCUCUCCCUCCUCGGCCUCCAACCGCGGCAACUUUCGGGGCUGCGAGACUCGGGGCGCCGGUGGCCUCGCCGCCCCCGCACCUGGUCUCGCGCGUGCGGAAAGGGAACAGCUUCGCAAAGAUGCUGCUGCUGGCUGCUCCCCGUCCUUCUUCAAGCCCGUCGUCGCGCCCCGCAUCGUCGUCGACGGCCGCCCACAGCUCAUCGCGAUCACCAACCGCAGCGCCGACCGCGAGAUCCGCGCCCUCAACGCGCACAACGACGACCUCAGCGACGCCCAGAAGAUCAAGCUCCGCGACGAGCGGGCCACCCACGCGCAGCGGUCCAACAGCGCCCCGCCCCGCCUCGCGUUCCUCGCCAUGGGUGACUUCAACUUCUCCGACGAGCCCUCGCAGUCGCACCUCGUCCCUCAGGCCGGCCAGCGCCGCCAGACCGUCGAGGUCCGCUUCCGGCAGAACCAGAGCUUCUGGCGCCAGCUCCGACAUCCCGACUUAUUCCUCAAAGCGUCACCAGGCGGGCACCACGAUCGGUCUUCGCUGCCAUUCCUGCCCCCUUUCAUCCCGCGCCUGCGCUGCGAGCUCAACAUCGCGCAGGACUCUGACCACGCCAUCGCCAAGCUCGCGAUCGAGACUCGCCAGCCACAAGAGAAGGGCCAGCGCCCGAUCGCCGACUUCGUCUUUCGCCCCGAGCAGUACAAGUCCUUCCUCGCGAAGAUGCUCAGCGAGGCAGAGCUGGGCACCAUGGCGGACCUUCGCCGACGCGACGUCACUGAGCAAAGCAUGACCCUGGCUGCCGAGCUCGCCCGCAACGAGCUCCAGCGCCCCCCGCUCGGCGCAGGCGACGCGCGCUGGAGACCAGGCGCCUCGCGCUCAGGGCGAUUGCCCGCGCGACUUGGCGCGCCGAUCUGCCUGCCGCCCGCCGUUUAG